Messenger RNA from Ricinus communis (castor bean), 1084 nucleotides. RefSeq names its product probable aquaporin NIP-type. The coding region runs from base 173 to 982 and encodes 269 amino acids. Gene Ontology annotation, molecular function: channel activity. NCBI's taxonomy places the organism in Eukaryota, Viridiplantae, Streptophyta, Magnoliopsida, Malpighiales, Euphorbiaceae. Gene Ontology annotation, biological process: transmembrane transport. The record is from RefSeq and is a predicted model, not a curated record. The transcript is spliced from 5 exons. Gene Ontology annotation, cellular component: membrane.
GAUUGCUAGUUUUCAGUUAGAGCUUGAAUGUGUUAUAAGUAGCAUUUGAGUAGCUCUAUCCAUCCACGCAUCUAUCUCUUAUUCUUUUUCUUUUUUUAAUCUGGUUUCAUAUAAUUUCCUUCCUAGACACAAACACCAAAUCUCUCUGCACACAGGAGAAAUAAAAGUAAAUAUGUCUGGAGAAAAUCAUGUCAGAAGCUUGGAAGAGGGGCAAUGCAGCGACUUUGUUCCUCCAAAUAAUAGCAAAUCUGAUUUUUGUUCUUCAAAUGCAACAGUUCAACUCCUUCAGAAGUUGAUCGCUGAGACAAUAGGGACAUAUUUGGUAAUAUUUUGCGGGUGCGGAUCAGUCGCUGUGAAUAAGAUAUAUGGUUCGGUCACCUUUCCAGGAAUUUGUGUAGUUUGGGGUCUAAUUGUGAUGGUUAUGGUUUACUCUGUUGGUCAUAUCUCUGGUGCACAUUUCAAUCCUGCAGUUACCAUCACUUUCGCCAUUUUUCGACAGUUUCCUUACAAACAGGUGCCGAUAUACAUUGUUGCACAAGUUGUUGGAUCACUUCUUGCUAGUGGUACUUUAUACUAUAUAUUCAGUGUGACAGAUGAGGCAUUCUUUGGGACAGUACCAGUAGGACCUCCUAUGCGUUCUUUUGUUUUAGAAAUAAUUAUCUCCUUCCUCUUAAUGUUCGUUAUUUCUGGCGUGGCUACAGACAAUAGAGCAAUAGGAGAAUUAGCAGGAAUUGCUGUUGGAAUGACAAUUAUGUUAAAUGUCUUCAUUGCUGGGCCUGUAUCUGGGGCAUCCAUGAAUCCUGCUAGAACCUUGGGGCCUGCCAUUGUCAUGCGAACAUAUAAAGGAAUUUGGGUUUAUAUGGCUGGUCCUGUCAUUGGUGCCAUUCUCGGAGGAUUUGCUUAUAAUUUGAUUAGGUUUACAGAUAAACCUUUGCGCGAAAUUACCAAGAGCAGCUCAUUUAUGAAGAGCUUUAGGGGUUAAAAAUGGUUGUUCGUUGUACCAUCUUGUAAUAUCAUUACAAGUAUACCAAGCUUGUUAGAUUUAUACGAUUGACUGAAUUUAAAAUUCUAGCAAUUUCUCACA